Molecule: messenger RNA, 2588 nt
Organism: Pangasianodon hypophthalmus (striped catfish)
Lineage: Eukaryota; Metazoa; Chordata; Actinopteri; Siluriformes; Pangasiidae
Product: extracellular calcium-sensing receptor
Exons: 6
Coding region: 24-2588 (854 amino acids)
Biological process (GO): G protein-coupled receptor signaling pathway
Cellular component (GO): membrane
Molecular function (GO): G protein-coupled receptor activity
Source: RefSeq, a predicted model, not a curated record
CUCUCUAUAUCUCUGGUCAGGUGAUGGCUGUAGAUGCCUGGCUGUGGGCACUAGGGCUCAUGACUGGGCUGAUCUGGGUACACUCUGUGGGAUUCUUCUGUACUCUGCAGACCAGGCCCAUCUCUGGGAGCCUAUAUAAGGAAGGUGAUGUAAUUAUUGGGGGUCUCUUUCCUGUUCAUUUUGAUGCCCCUGAACCUGAUCAGAUGUUCACACAGAGAGUACAGGGAGCCCGUUGUCGGGGGGCUGACUUGAGAUCAUACGGUUGGCUCCAAACUAUGAUUUUCACAGUGGAGGAAAUUAACCGGAACCCAUCUCUAUUGCCCAACUUCACGCUGGGCUACCUGGCUGCAGAUACAUGCUUGGCUGAGAGCAAUACGCUGAGUGCUGCGCUGGCGAUGGUGACUGGGCAGGUGGAGACAGUGUCUGGGGAACAGUGCACCAUGGCUCCCAGCGUGCCUGUCAUUAUUGGAGAUGCACGUUCUUCUGCCUCCAUAGUGGUGGCUGAUACCUUGGGUGUUUUUGACAUUCCUAUGGUUAGCUACUUUGCUUCUUGUGCAUGUCUCAGUGAUCGCACCAAGUACCCCUCCUUUCUCCGCACUGUUCCCAGUGAUGCCUUUCAGGCUAAAGCCAUGGCCCGUCUGCUGCGCCUGAUGGGCUGGACCUGGGUGGGUGUCAUAUCUGGAGAUGAUGUAUAUGGAAAAAGUGGUGUACAGCUGCUGCUACAGGAACUGCAAGGUUCUGGCGUAUGCAUUGACUACUUGGAGAUCAUUCCCAAGUCCUUUGCACCAAACAGGAUGAGAAGAAUUGUACAGAGAAUCCAGAGCUCUAAAGCUUGGGUAGUGGUGACCUUUGCUAUCAGCCCCGAUAUGGAGGUCUUGUUGAGAGAAGUGGUGAGACAGAAUGUGUCCGAUAGACAGUGGAUCGCUACUGAAGCCUGGAGUACUUCCAGCCAGCAUGCUGCUUUGAGUCCUGCCUACUUGGCUGGUACUCUUGGUUUUGCUCUGAGGCAGGUUGAUAUCCAGGGUUUGGGCUCCUAUUUGACCCAGCUGAACCUAGAGGAGUACCCAAAUGAGCCACUGGUGCAAAGUGUUUGGGAGGAGUUGUUUGGAUGCAAAUUUGGGGAGCAAGCCCAAAUGGGACUUCCAAAACCCCAAUGCACAAGCUUGGAUAAAAUUAAAGAACAAGUUGAAACCUACUUUGAUAUAAAUUAUAAUGUGUAUAAGGCUGUGUAUGCUAUUGCAAAUGCUAUUCAGGACAUGCUAGCAUGUCAGCCUGGCAAAGGACCUUUUGGGAAUGGAGAAUGUCCUGAUACUAAGUCAAUAAGACCCAAACAGCUUCUACACUAUCUAAAGGCUGUACAGUUCACAACACCAGUGGGUGAAUGGGUUCAUUUUGAUGAAAACGGGGAUCCAGCUGCCUCAUAUGACAUAAUUAACUGGCAUGUAGGAGCUGAAGGAAAGGUGGAAUUCAUGCAAGUGGGCCAUUUUGAUGCAGUGAAAGGACCUGAGCGAGACUUUCAACUGGAUCUCGGGAAAGUGUUCUGGGGAGGAAGCUGGGGUGGCAUGGUCCCAGUGUCUGUGUGCAGUGAGAGCUGUCCUCCUGGCACCAGGAAAGCUGUGCAGAAAGGAAGGCCUGUCUGCUGCUAUGACUGUAUACCGUGCGCAUCAGGGGAGAUCAGCAAUGCUACUGACUCUACAGAGUGCACCAAGUGUCCUGAGAGGUUCUGGUCCAACACUGACCGGACAGAGUGCAUCCCAAUGGUAGUGGAGUUCCUGUCCUUUCAAGAUAACAUGGGCAUCAUCCUUUCAGUGCUUUCAGCUGCUGGAGCAGCUCUUACCAUUACUGUCCUGGCUGCCUUUUUCCGUCAUCGAGACACACCCCUGGUCCGUGCCAACAACUCUGAACUGAGCUUCUUGCUGCUGCUGUCACUCUCUCUUUGUUUCCUGUGUGCACUGGCUUUUAUUGGCCGGCCAGCACCUUGGUCCUGCAUGCUACGCCAUACACUGUUUGGGAUUAGUUUUGUGGUGUGUCUGGCUUGUGUGCUCAGUAAAACAGUAGUAGUGCUUGUGGCAUUCAGAGCAACUCUGCCUGGCUCAAAUGUAAUGCGGUACUUUGGUCCUGUUCAGCAGAGGGCAGGUAUUUUCCUCUGUACGCUGAUUCAGGUGGGGAUCUGUGUGUUUUGGCUGGUUCUGGCACCUCCUUUGCCCACUGAAAGUGCAGGAGGUGAGCUUGGAGCACGGGUGGUACUGCUAUGUGCCGUAGGCUCAGUGGCAGGUUUCUCCCUGGUUCUGGGUUACAUCGGCCUACUGGCUGCUGUCUGCUUCCUGCUGGCCUUCUUUGCCCGGAAGCUUCCGGACAAUUUCAAUGAAGCCAAAUUUAUCACUUUUAGCAUGUUGAUCUUCUGUGCUGUGUGGAUCGCAUUUGUUCCAGCAUACGUCAGCUCUCCUGGGAAGUACACGGUAGCUGUGGAGGUUUUUGCCAUCCUAGCCUCAAGUUAUGGCCUUCUGCUGUGUAUCUUUGCCCCAAAGUGUUACAUCAUCCUACUCAGACCAGAGAAGAACACGAAAAAGAAUAUGAUGUCCAAAUAG